UUGACCUUGGCAUCAAGUACGACCCCUCCACCGGCAUUUACGGCAUGGACUUUUACGUCGUGCUUGGCCGCCGUGGCGAACGCGUGGCGCACCGCAGGCGCAAGACGAGCCGUGUGGGGUGCCCCCACCGUGUGAGGAAGGAAGAGGCAAUGCAUUGGUUUGAGAGGACAUACGAUGGCAUCAUCUUCCAGGCCAAGAAGAAGAAGGUGAUGACUCGCCGCCGUCGUCGUUAA
This is a messenger RNA of Trypanosoma cruzi, 233 nucleotides long. Its product is annotated as 60S ribosomal protein L11, putative. The record is from RefSeq and is a predicted model, not a curated record. Gene Ontology annotation, cellular component: cytosolic large ribosomal subunit; ribosome. The transcript has a single exon. Gene Ontology annotation, molecular function: structural constituent of ribosome; RNA binding. Gene Ontology annotation, biological process: translation. The annotation marks the transcript as partial. Lineage: Eukaryota; Euglenozoa; Kinetoplastea; Trypanosomatida; Trypanosomatidae.